Molecule: messenger RNA, 2711 nt
Organism: Drosophila willistoni
Lineage: Eukaryota; Metazoa; Arthropoda; Insecta; Diptera; Drosophilidae
Gene: mal
Product: molybdenum cofactor sulfurase
Exons: 3
Coding region: 64-2433 (789 amino acids)
Biological process (GO): Mo-molybdopterin cofactor biosynthetic process
Molecular function (GO): molybdenum cofactor sulfurtransferase activity; pyridoxal phosphate binding; molybdenum ion binding
Source: RefSeq, a predicted model, not a curated record
CGCUUUGCCGGCUAGCCAUAAAUAUAGCUGCCUCUGAAUGUCUCUCCAUCAUUUGACAACAACAUGUCCAAGUUGGAUAUGGAUACGCCGGAAUUCUCAGCUAACGAGCAGGAAUUAAUCGACAAAGAGUUUACGAGACUUGAAAGAAACCAGAGCACCUACCUCGAUCAUGCUGGCACCACCCUGUACGCUGAGAGUCAAGUGGCCCAUGCAGCUGUUCAACUGCAUCAUGAUGUGAUCUCUAAUCCGCAUACCAGUCGCUCCACCGGAGACUAUGUGGAUCAAGUCCGUUUCAAAAUUCUAGAAUUUUUCCAUACCCAAGCUGAGGAUUAUCAGGUCAUCUUUACGGCUAAUGCUUCGGCUGCUCUGCGUUUAGUGGCAGAGCAUUUUGAUUUCGGGGACAAGGGUAAUUUUCAUUAUUGCCAGGAGAAUCAUACCUCAGUUCUGGGAAUGAGGCAAAUGAUCCAAGCUAAUGGCACAUACAUGCUCCGACGAGAGGAGCUUAGUGAAUUGAGAGAAGGUCAUCGGGUCCGUCGGGUUAUGGCUAACGGAUCAUCUAGCACUGGCAAUUCGCUGGUGGUUUUCUCCGCCCAAUGCAAUUUCAGUGGCUAUAAAAUGCCUCUGGAAACAAUUCAACUAAUACAAGAUGAUGGCUUACCUCAUUUUGGAAAGCUUAUUGCCGGUCAGGAGGACAAAGAAACCAAUGGUACUGCAUAUAACUAUUAUGUUUGCCUCGAUGCUGCCUCAUAUGCGGCCACAAAUCCCUUGGACUUGCAAAAAUAUAAACCCGAUUUCGUUUGCCUAAGUUUCUAUAAGAUUUUUGGUUAUCCCACUGGAGUGGGUGCCCUAUUGGUUAGUCGUCGUGGUGCAGAGCUAUUGAGUAGACCGCGUCAAUUUUAUGGUGGUGGCACCAUUAACUAUGCCUAUGCCCAUGCCAUGGACUACAAGCUGAGGAAUACAUCACUUCAUGAGCGUUUUGAAGAUGGCACUCUGCCAUUUUUGUCCAUUGUCGAGUUACUUGAGGGUUUUCGCAGUUUGGAGAGAUUAAUACCGACCAACAGUAAUACUGGAAUCUCAACCAUGGACCGAGUUUCACGGCAUGUCUUUACUUUGGCCAGGUAUUUGGAGAAUCAACUGAAGCAACUGAAAUAUGCGAAUGGCCAACCACUGAUACAGUUCUACAAUCAUCAGGGCUAUGAGCAGCGCAGCCGACAAGGUGGAAUCGUGGCCUUCAAUGUUCGCACCGAAUCUGGUGGUUAUGUUGGAUUCGCUGAAAUAGCCUGCGUUGCCUCGUUACAUGGCAUAUUGCUGCGUACCGGAUGCUUUUGCAAUGUGGGAGCCUGUCAACGUUAUCUUCAGCUGGACGAUCAAAUGAUGGAUGUAAUUUAUAAACGAUCCGGACGCAUUUGUGGUGACUACAAUGAUCUUAUCGAUGGCCAGCCCACUGGAGCUGUUCGCGUCUCCUUUGGUUACAUGACUCGCACUUCGGAUGUACGGAAAUUAGUGGAAAUGCUAGAGAAAAGUUAUCUAUCAUCUCGAUCACCAGAACGUUGGCGUUUCAUCGAGAAGCAGGCAUCUCAGUUACCAAAAGCAUUGCAACAACGGGCUCAAAGCCUUCGACCGCGCCUUUUGGAGCUGGCCAUCUUUCCUGUGAAAUCAUGUGCCGCUCUCAAGGCCAAAAAGUGGCCACUUACCGCACAGGGUCUGAAAUAUGAUCGCGAAUGGAUGAUAGUGGAUAGAAAUGGCUUAGCCUUGACCCAGAAACGUUGCACGGAUCUUUGCCUUAUUCAACCGAGCAUUGACAAGGAUAAUCUUAUACUAAUGUUCAAUGGUGAUACCAAUUCCUCCAUCUCAUUGCCAUUAUUCCUGUCGGACGACGAUUUACAAGCGGCCGCCCGUUGCCGAAGCAAAAUUUGCCGUCAACCUAUAGAGGGUUCUGAUUGUGGCGAUCAGGUAGCCCAAUGGCUUGACCAGAAUUUGGGCUUAGAUGGUCUACGUCUUUUGCGUCAAUCUACACAGCGCAGCUCGAGCUCGCAUCAAUUGAGUCUUGUGAAUCAGGCCCAGUUUUUAUUGGUAAAUCGCUCAUCUGUACGUUCCCUGCAAUUUGAGGAGCCACUGGAUGAGACAGUCGAUCGGUUUCGAGCCAAUUUGAUCAUCGAUACGGGUGCACCGUUUGAUGAAUUGGAUUAUACUAGCCUAAGCAUUGGUCGCAUUCAUUUUAAAGUCGAGGGUCCUUGCCAGCGUUGUGAUAUGAUUUGCAUUAAUCAACGAACCGGAGAAAGAUCACCGGAAACCCUUACUACCAUAUCACGCCUGCAAAAAGGAAAAAUGCGUUUUGGCAUCUAUAUAACAAGAUUGACAGAUAAAGAGGACAAUGCAGAGCUCAAUGAAGAAUAUCAUUUAAUCUGCGGUGAAACUUUGGAAGUUGAUUAACCAUAUUCAAUGAAUAGCUAUAGUUUCAAUUAAAAAAAAAAUAUUUUGUAAAUCUUUAAAAUAAUGGCAAAAAUCUAACAACAAUUAAUACAUAUAACAUUUUUCAGAGGAAAACUUCAAAUUUGUAAAUGGUCUGAGUUUUAGUUUACGUUUACAUAUUGCCAGUGUCUUAUAUAAGUAUUUAUGUUUUUUGACUUGCUGUUAUUUAGAUAUAUAAUGCAUUUGAUGUAGAACAUAUUUGUUAUGUUUCUAAUAAACAAAAAAAUUUGUCAACACAA